AAGGCAAAGAAGAUCUAUAGGAAUAAAACCGACAAAAUCGACAUAUGGGUGGGCGGGCUGUUAGAGACCACAGCCACACAACCCGGGGAGCUCUUCCGGUACGUCAUAUCGGAUCAGUUCAGACGUAUUAGAGAUGGCGAUAGAUUUUGGUUUGAAAACUAUAAGAACGGGCUAUUUACAGACGAAGAGAUUUCGAGAAUAAAACAAUUAACUAUUUAUGACAUAAUUAUAAGCGUUACUGACAUUAAAGGCGAUGAAAUACAGAAAAAACUAUUUCAGUUGCCAACGGUCUCAUCCAAUCGCAUAUCAAAUAUACUGCGGAAUACUACCGAAAAAUGUCUGACAUUGGGAGCGGUCACGAGAGAUAGGGUGCUAAACGACAGGUGCACUAAAGCUCAUACUUUUGACUAUUUUAUUGGUAAUGAAUGGAGUUAUGCGCUGACAUUCUUCGGGGUCGGCAUGUUUGGCAUCCUAUGUAUUGUUGUCCUCAAAUGUCUGACUAUGCGACGAGAAUCACAGAAUGAAAGCCUCAGAAAAAGUAACUCUCGAAUGAAAAGGAUAACUUUGAGUGAAGACAUCACUUUGGCUCAAGAAUGGGUGGGCAAAAAGGAGGGCCUGAGAUGUGUUCAGAUAAUCUGCAAGUCGUCCAAGAAGUGUAUUGUCGUUAAACUGGAAAACGGCUCAAAAGCUGUCCGGAGUAUAGAUUUACGAGAGACGACAGCCAUUGAACUACAGGCCAGUGCUAACCGAAAACAAGACUAUCUGCUCCUCAAAGUGUCCAAUGAAUACGAUUUGGUGCUUAAGUUUGAUUCAUAUCACGAGAGGGAGAGGUUCGCCACGAAAGUGGAGCUCUUUCUCGAAGAGAUCGGUGUCGGCAGAGAGAGGCUUGAGUUGGACUUGAAGUCAAUGUUGAAUACGGCCUACACUAAGGAAAAGAGACAAAAACAUUUGGAACAGUUCUUCAGAGUUGUCUUCUCUCAUGCAUUUGGGGUGAAAUCGCGGGAAGAGUUGAACGUAAAGUCGGCCAAAGAAGUGAUAAACACUGAAUUGACUCAAUUCGAGUUCGCGGACGCCCUGUCCAUGAGACCCGACUCCACAUUCAUUCAACAGAUGUUCGCUUUGGUGGACAAAGACAACAACGGAUACAUAUCUUUCCGGGAAUUUCUGGAUAUGAUUAUAAUCUUCGCGAAAGGAAGCGCCGACCAGAAGGCAAAACUCAUGUUCGAUAUGUACGACAUGAACCGCACCGGGAAGUUGACGGUCGACGAGUUCAAGACAAUGAUCCGAUCGAUGCUAGAGUUGGCCAAUCAGAGUAUAUCCCCGCAACAGAUGGAUGAAGUGAUUGGCUCUAUGUUCAGAAGCGCUGGACUUCGAAGUCGUCAGGAAUUGACUUUUACUGACUUUCAGAAACUAUUGGGUGAUUAUAAGGAGGAACUGGGAUAUGCAGAACUCAACUUCGAUGUAAGUGGCGCUCAAGAGAUCGCAACCUCCGCGGCCAACAAAAACAAGAGACAAAGUGCUUUCCUUAGAGCCAAUGAUACGUUGAUCCGGGCCUACAGUUACUUCGGUGGCACUGAUCCCAACGCUAAAGACCCGAAGCUAACCACCAAAAAAAGUGCCCCAAAAUCGCCGUCUCUGUUAAGAGUGGAGACACACGAAGCAAAGACAGGCCCGGAAUGGCUCACUGUUUGGAAGCGAGUGGUUGAUGAAUACAAGUUACAGAUAUUUUGGAUCACUAUCUAUACGGCUCUCAUUAUUUAUAUCUUCAUCGAUAAGGCCUACACGUAUACAUAUCUUCGAGAACACGGAGGUCUUCGGCAAAUCGCGGGUCUGGGGGUGACUGUGACCAGGGGUGCGGCCAGUGUUAUGAUGUUUUGUUACGCAACCAUUCUGUUGACAAUGUGUCGAAAUAUCAUCACUUUCUUAAGGGAGACAUUUCUGCACCGAUUUGUUCCCUUUGAUGGAGCCGUCGGUCUUCAUAAGUACAUUGCAUUCUGGGCUCUCGUUAUGUCGAUAAUCCAUUCUGUGGGUCACGCCAUCAACUUCUACCACAUCUCCACCCAAACGGCUGAUGACACAAAGUGUCUCUUCAGAGAGUUUUAUCACUCCUCUGAUGAAUUGCCUAAAUUCUUGUACUGGUGUUGGGGUACAAUCACCGGCAUUACUGGUGUACUCCUUCUAUGUCUGGUUUUCCUCAUUUAUGUCUUCGCCAUUCAGUACUCCAGACGUAAUAUCUUCAACGCCUUCUGGGCCACACAUAAUCUGUACCCCAUAUUAUACAUCCUAAUGAUUUUGCAUGGAUUGGGACGUAUAGUACAGCCGCCCAUCUUCUAUCAGUUCUUCACGAUUCCUAUUAUUUUGUUUACGAUCGACCGACUCAUAAGUGUGAGCCGUAAGAAAGUGGAGAUAUCUGUGAUCCACGCCGUCUUACAUCCCUCUGAUGUGACUCAUCUCGAGUUCAAAAGACCGCCCGGUUUUGAGUAUAAGAGCGGCCAAUGGGUGCGAAUCGCUUGUCUGGCGCUCAGUACCAGUGAAUACCAUCCCUUCACUCUGGCCUCCGCUCCCCACGAGGACAACCUGUCGUUGUUUAUCAGAGCUGUCGGUCCCUUCACCAAAAACAUCCGCCAGACCUACGAUCCGAAUAACUUGGGUUCGCGUCCGUACCCUAAACUAUAUCUGGACGGCCCGUACGGUGAGGGCCAUCAGGAUUGGCUCAAGUUUGAAGUGUCGGUCUUAGUUGGCGGUGGUAUUGGUGUCACACCAUUCGCAUCCAUUCUCAAAGACAUCGCCUUUAACUCUGGACUCAAUAAGAAUAUCGUUUGCAAAAAAGUAUACUUUCUUUGGGUGACGAGAACUCAGAAGCAUUUCGAGUGGUUAUCGGACGUGAUUAGAGACACAGAGGAGAAAGAUGUGUCCAAUCUAUUGACAACUCAUAUAUUCAUUACACAGUUUUACGAGAAGUUUGAUUUGAGGACAACUAUGUUGUACAUAUGUGAGCGACACUUCCAGAGGAUAUCUAAUAGAAGUUUAUUCACUGGACUCAAAGCCAAGACACAUUUCGGGAGACCUAAUUUCACUGUAUUUCUCGAUUCAUUGAAGAUCUCUAAUAUCUUCCAAUCGGCGGCCUUUCGGUUUGGACACACAUUAGUCACCGCCGGAGGUAUCAAAAGAAACGCUGACUGCUCUUCAGUUGUGAGACUGGAUGUUAGGGACGGACACCAAUUUAAUGAGCAAAUCAUACGGACAUGUAAUAGCUUUUGGAAACCAGUCGAUCACCUCUUAAACGGAGGUUUUGAAGAGUUAGUGAUGGGUCUGUCAUCACAACCGGCUGAAAGAGAGGAUAAUGUUGUUGUGGAGGAUCUCAGAGGCAAUGUCUUCGGACCCCUCGAGUUCACGCGAAGAGAUUUAAUGGCAAUUAAUAUACAAAGAGGUCUUUUGAUAGCAGAGACCAUGGAUUACCUGAUUAUUUGA
Messenger RNA from Oppiella nova, 3471 nucleotides. The record is from the annotation of a GenBank genome assembly. NCBI's taxonomy places the organism in Eukaryota, Metazoa, Arthropoda, Arachnida, Sarcoptiformes, Oppiidae.